AGGUUAGCAUGUCUCUUCACCAUCCCAGUGGCAAUGGAGGCUGGCUAGGGCGGCCCAGGCGCCUCACAGCCAGCUGCCUGCAAGCCGAGCCUCUGCGAACGCUGCCAUACCAAAGCUUGGCAUCUCAAAGCGUGCGCCCUGCCGAGCCCAGUGGCUCGAAAAUCCUUCACGUUCUAUCCUGCCAUUUUGACCAUGGCGAGGACUCGACGCGAUAUCGUAGCCCUUUCCCCGUGGCGCUGGUUGCUGCUGCCACUGCUGUGCGAAAGGACCCUGGCCGCCAUGCCCAAAACCGGCACCCCAGCGGCCGGAGCACACACCGGCCCAGGCGCCUUUAGCCCGCCGGACCUGGCGGAGCCUGCGGAGCUGGACCUGCUGGACGACUCCGAAAGCAAAGACAUGCCCUGGCCACAAGAGCAGGAGCAUUCCGAAUCCAAGCCGGACAGACAGUCCCUCCUGUCCAUUGCUGGGGAGCACGCUUGGACCAUUGUCUCCUUCAUGGUCGGCUAUGCCAUCGUCCAGUACAUGCUGGGAAGCGGCAGGGAUCCCGACACCAAAGAGGAGUGAGAUGCAACUGCCACUCCGCGUUGGCUUCGUGUAUCCCUAUAUACCCCUGGCUUGGAUCACCCGUUUGCCAUAGGCU
This is a messenger RNA of Effrenium voratum, 640 nucleotides long. The record is from the annotation of a GenBank genome assembly. NCBI's taxonomy places the organism in Eukaryota, Dinophyceae, Suessiales, Symbiodiniaceae.